Molecule: messenger RNA, 1533 nt
Organism: Hevea brasiliensis (rubber tree)
Lineage: Eukaryota; Viridiplantae; Streptophyta; Magnoliopsida; Malpighiales; Euphorbiaceae
Product: protein FD
Exons: 3
Coding region: 205-831 (208 amino acids)
Biological process (GO): positive regulation of DNA-templated transcription
Cellular component (GO): nucleus
Molecular function (GO): DNA-binding transcription factor activity
Source: RefSeq, a predicted model, not a curated record
AAUCCUAUGCCCCACUUUUCUCCCUCAGGUACACCAGCCUAGUCAAGAGUCACAGUUGCAACCACCAUAACUCAGAGCUAAAAAUCUCAUAACACCAUAUAUAACAAAAUCUCUCAACAGUCUCAUCUUCCUCUUCAAAAUCGUCCUCCACAUAUUCCUGUCCUUGACCAUUUUCGCCUUCUGCACCACCACAAGGCUAAGACCAUGGAAGAGGUCUGGAAAGACAUCAAUCUUGCUUCUCUCCAUGAUCACCCUUCUGGCGAUCAAGACCUCGCUGUCACUCCUAGACUCCAUAAUCCUUAUCACAACCCUAACUUUAUUCUUCAAGACUUCUUUGCUAGACCCUUUCGCAAAGAUCCACCGACAAGAAGAGUCUCUGCCCAUGCUCAAGGAGACCCUGCUCUAUAUGACUCUCCUGUGCCACCUCAUGCCACUGUUCUCAGAUUAAACUCAGGUCCUGGGUUCGAUUUUCUUGACAACUCUGAUCCACUUAGGCCUACCCAUCCUGUUUCAAAUGUUUCCUCUUUGAACGGUCCUUUUGAGGCUUUGCACUCAUCUUCGGGCAUGCCUUCUUUUGGCAAGAAAAGGGUUCAAGAAUCUGAUAAUAGUUCCUGUGAUCGCCGGCAUAAGCGUAUGAUCAAGAACCGAGAAUCAGCAGCUCGAUCGAGAGCUAGAAAGCAGGCUUAUACUAGUGAGCUAGAGCAAGAAAUAGCACAUCUACAGGCAGAAAAUGCUAGACUCAAGAGACAGCAAGAGGAGUCAUGCUUAGCUGCAGCCGCUCAAACUCCCAAAAAGCACACACUCCAUCGAACGUCAACGGCUCCAUUUUGAGUAGUGUUACUCCUUUAAUUUUACCUAAUCCGUCUCUCUUGCCUUAGCACAGUUUCCUUCCUUUUGGGGUGAGAGAGAGGAAAAGAAAGAUAUAUUUUAUGGAUCUUUGUUUAUGAAUGUUUUUGUGAUGAAAGGGAUGGAUGUAAGCAAUUGUAGCAAAAUGUUCCUAUUUCAAAGAGAGAAGAUGGUUCUUUGCAUCAUCCUUAACAGGCAGGAACAUUAUGGUGGGCCUUUGCUUGCCAUUUUGUUAUCUUCCUUUUGUACGAAUCAUGACCGUUUGCAAAGAGAAAAGGGAAAUGGGUUUUUGGGGAGGGUAAAUUGGGUAGAAGGAAAAUAGAGGGAGAGAGUGAAGAGACCAAUUCCAUGAAGAUGCAUAGUAAAGUAGAGAUGGGACAUUUGGUUCCUUAUAAACUGGCCAUCACUUUCAAAGGAAGGACUCCUUAUCUCUUCUUUUUAUCGUUUUAUCCUCAAAGGUCUGCUUUCAGCUUUUCUUUUCCUUUAUUAUUACACACACAUGCACAUACCCUUUUAUCACACUCAUUGCUGCUGGUGGCUUCUCUCAUUCGCUUCCAAACGAUUCAAAAGUUGCAGAGAUAACGUCAUCUUUGAUUCAAUCCCAGUCUUACUGCAAAUAUUAAUUGCUUCUCUGUUGUAUUCCCCAUUGCCCCAUUGGGUAAUAACUAUGUGAUUGUUUUUGGAGUU